Messenger RNA from Talaromyces stipitatus ATCC 10500, 2973 nucleotides. RefSeq names its product DNA polymerase V, putative. Gene Ontology annotation, cellular component: nucleolus. Bases 1 to 2973 code for a protein of 990 amino acids. The transcript has 5 exons. The record is from RefSeq and is a predicted model, not a curated record. Lineage: Eukaryota; Fungi; Ascomycota; Eurotiomycetes; Eurotiales; Trichocomaceae. Gene Ontology annotation, biological process: regulation of DNA-templated transcription. Gene Ontology annotation, molecular function: rDNA binding; transcription factor binding.
AUGUCGACAGAGACAAACCCCAAAAAGCGCCGUCGCGAAUCCUACAAUGUCGACGUCAAACAAGUCGAGAUUUAUGAGGACCUUGCCAGCAUGAAAGAUGAGGUCCGAUUGAAAGCUGCCCAAGAGUUAGUUUCGCGCUUCACUCCGGAGAGCAAGCCUACUGAAGAUCAAGUCCGAAAAGCGCUUCAAAGAUUAUUUCGUGGUCUCUGCAGUGGUCGAAAAGCGGCUCGUAUUGGGUUUUCAGUUGCCUUGACAGAGGUACUGUCGCAGGUGUUUGCGUCUAAACAGUCAGUGUCGGGAAUAGGUGUUUCUGAAGCAAUUAGGAUUUUUUCAACUGCGACAGAUCCUUCGGGCAGUGAACCAGGUCAAGAGCGGAAGGAUUACUACCUUGGCAGGCUUUUCGGAGCUGAGGCUAUCAUCAAAUCUUCCAUUCUAUUCCAGCCUGGAGUGCCGUUUGAAGAAUGGAACACUGUCGUAGGUAUAAUCAUUGAGAUUGGCAAUGCGAAACCCUGGUUGCGAGAAGAGUCCGGCUGGGUUCUUUAUCGAGCGCUCCACGAAUUGGCAAACCAGGAAGCCCAUGUUAGAUAUUGCGAAAAGAUGAUUGAAACCAUCAGGUCGAACGGCUUUGUGAAAUCGCCAGAGGGAGUUGCCAUGUGGCUUCUGGUUCAGGACGCCUUUCCUAACGCAAAGCUGCCCCAGGACGUUUGGAAGUACAAUAACGAUCCACUCGAUCGCCAUGAUAGGCGCACUCUUGCUAAGAUUAUGAAGCAAGUCUCCGAGGCAGAGGACCAGUCAGCUGCAUCAGGCGUUUGGAAUUCAAGGUUAAAUUUUGCCUGGGAUGCUGUUCUGAGUAGACUCGCAGACUCCAAACCCGCAGACAGCAAGAAGGAGAAGAAGGACAAAAAGGCUGAGAAGGAGUCGUCACGUAUCACUUUUGAAGAAUUCUGGACAGAGGUUGUUGAUGACGGUCUUUUCGCUGCUGCUUCCUCCGAUGAACGAAAAUACUGGGGUUUCCUGUUGUUCAUGAAAAUCAUCGAAGAAGGCACUCUUCAUCGCACAGAAGCCAUCUUCACGAAGAAUGUUGUCAGAUGUCUCAUGAACCAGCUUGCCGUUGAAGACAGAUAUCUUCAUCGCAUGGCCGUAAAAGCAGUCAAGACGAUCCAGAAGCGGGUAUCAAAAGAAGCAGCUUUUGCCUCAGUCGCAGUAAAAGGCCUCCUUGGUCACUCUGGGUCGUUGCAAUUCGAUCAGAUUACAAAAGUGAAGACCGUGGAAAAGAUUGUUCUUGAAGCUGAUCCGGAGUCGUUGAAAGAAAUAAUUCAGCGAUUAGAGCGCCUGAUUGCGGUUCCGGGUACGGACGAGCCCAAAGUAGCUGCUUCGAGCCGUCAGUAUUUUGCGGAUUUGUUUGUAUCGAUUGUCAGAACUCGAAGCUCAGCUGGUGAAGACUACACGCCUGUAUUGCAGCAUAUCCUCUCAUUAUUUGUCCGUUACGCCUAUUUUGGAGGCGAGCAGGGAGAACAAAAGCAAUUGACUGCCAAUCCACCCAUCUCUCCAGCUACUCAAGAACUGUUCCGAAACAGAAUCAACAGUUGUUUGAAUAGUCUGAUCAGCAAUAUCAAAGACCCGGCCGAAGUUGCAUAUGUCGUUGUUCGUCAAAUUCGUGAUUACCAAAAGUCGAAAGAGUACGGGAAGUUCAUCAUUGAGAUUGAUGGAGCUAUUGCGGAGUCUCUUGAUGCAGCUUUCAAGUCUCUCAAGAAGCUUUCAAGCAAGGACGACAAAGACGUCAAGGAUGCCAGCAUUCAAGCAUUCCGACUCGUCUACUCGUUGACUAUUCUCCAGGUCUACAAUGGCGAUGCAGAUGCCGUAUCGAUGCUCGACGAACUUGCAUUCUGCUAUUCCAAAUUUUGGGGCGAUAAAAAGUCAAAGAAAGAAGAUAGAUCUGACGCAUCCAAUGCCUUGGUGGAAAUCUUGUUAAGCUUUGCCUCCAAACCCUCCAAGCUAUUCCGUCGGAUGAGUGAGCAGGUUUUUGGUGUCUUUGCGGAUCAAAUAACUGCUGAUGGUUUGCAAUCUUUGAUUUCGGUGAUCGAGGUCAAGGAGAAUUUGGCUGGUCAACAAGAAAUGUUUGACCAACAAGAUGAUGAUGAAGACGAGGAGAUGGAAGAUGUCGAUAGUCUCGACUCUGACGUGGAGGUAAUUGACGUGGAUGACGCCGACGAAGAGAACAGCGACGAAGACUCUGGUGAUGAAGAUGAAGGAGAGGAAGACGAAGAAGAAUUAGCCGCCUUCGACGCCAAACUCGCCGAAGCCCUAGGUACCCAUCGCCCUGACGACGACAACAGCGACCUCUCAGAAGCAGACAUGAACGAUGACGAAAUGGAAGCCGUCGAUGAGAUGCUCGUCAAAGUCUUCAAGGCACGUCAACAAGCAACCAGCAAAAAGAAGGACAAACAAGACGCAAAGGAGACAAUGACUAACUUCAAAAAUCGGGUUUUGGAUAUUCUCGAGAUUUAUGUCAAGAAGUGCCAUACCAGCGUUUUAGCACUCGAUUUGAUUCUGCCGCUUCUGCGACUAGUCCGGAAAUCGACUGUGAAGCAAAUCUCGCAGAGGGCGAGCGAUGUUUUGCGCGAAUAUACUCGUCUCUGUAAAGGGAACGCUAUUCCAUCAUUGUCCACCGUCGGAGACGAAGAAGACGAAGAAGAAGACCCCAUCGAGCCGGUCUGGGACCUCCUCCGCGCCGUCCACAAAGAAGCAAUGAUAUCCGGACUAGCAGCACAUUCUACCGCAGCCAGUCAAGCUAGUAUAUUCCUCGUCAAGGUUCUAGUGGCGCAGAACAAACAGAACAUCUCACAGAUCGUUGACAUUUAUGCGGAGACGAGAAAGGCGCAGAUGUUGAGUAAUAAAUGUCAUGUGCAGCCGGGAUUCUUUACGGAUUGGAAUAACUGGUGUGUGAAUGCUGGGAAGAGUAUGAAGAAUUAG